UUAUUGAAAGCCUAUUAUUCCUUGUUUUCUUGAGGUGAGGGGCUUUUGGUGGUGGAAGAAGGAAGGAUGGAAAGUGUAGACACAACCAGGCUUAAUAUGAAUUUAACGUCAGAGGAUAACUGAGGAAGCCCUGAAUCCCAGAGAGAAACCCCUCCACUACUACCUUAUUAUUAUUAUUAUUAUUAUUAUUAUUAGGUUAUUGAAAGCCUGUUAUCCCUAGUUUUCCUAGCUUGGCUUUCAGAAAUGUUGGUGGAGGUGGAAGGAGGGAGGAUGGAGCAUGUAGACACAAUCAGGUGUAAAAUGAAUUUAUUUCAGAGGAUACCUGAGGAAGCCCUAAGUCCCAGUGAGAAAUCUCACUUUUACUUUCGUUAUUGAAAGCUUGUUGUCCCUACUUUUCCUAGCUUGGCUUAUCUCAGAAGAUAUCCGAGGAAGCCCUAAAUCCCAGUGAGAAAUCCCACUUUUCUUUGGUUAUUGAAAUCCAGUUAUCCCUAGUUUUCCUAGGUUGGCUUUCCUAAAGGUUGGGGAUGCUGGUGGAAGAAGGAAGAAUGAAAAGUGGAGAGACAACCAGGCUUGGAAUGAAUUUAUUUUGAAGGAUACCUGAGGAAGCCCUAUGUCCCAUUGAGAAAUCCCACUUUUUCUUUGGCUAUUGAAAGCCCAUUUUCUCUACUUUUCCUAACCGAGCUUUCAAAAAGUUUGGGGGUGAUGGUGGUGGAAGGAAGGAUGGAAAGUGUAGACAUAACCAGGUUUAAAAUGAAUCUCUCUCCUUAGCAGGUGGUAUAAAAUUGCAGGGGAGGAAUGGAAGUUGAAGGGAUCUUGUAGGAAGAUUCACCUGUCCACCUGCUGUUUGGCCCCUGGCCAAGGAGCCAGUUGGGACCUACACAUGUAUUUUGUAAGGCUUAGGUGAGUCUCCACACCACCCUCAGGUGUAUUUUUCAGCUUUGUAAACGCCAACAUCAAACCCAUUACUAUGUUGGCAGAGCAGACCCAGAAGUGGUUCCCAACUCACGUGCAAGUUACUGUCCUUCAAGCCAAAGAUCUGAAGCCGAAGGGCAAAAGUGGCACUAAUGAUACCUAUACUAUCAUCCAGUUGGGAAAGGAAAAGUACUCCACCUCGGUGGCUGAGAAGACGCUGGAUCCUGUGUGGAAAGAAGAGGCCUCCUUUGAGCUUCCUGGAUUGCUGAUGGAAGGCAAUUCUGAGAAAUACAUCCUCUACCUGAUUGUCAUGCACAGGUCUCUUGUUGGGCUUGAUAAGUUUCUGGGACAAGUGGCAAUAAACUUGAAUGAAAUCUUUGAGGACAAACUUAGAAGGAAAACGGAGUGGUUUAAUCUAGAAUCCAAACAAGGAAAAAGAACUAAAGAUAGAGGAGAGAUAAAGGUAAAUAUCCAAUUUAUGAGGAACAACAUGACAGCAAGUAUGUUUGAUCUUUCAAUGAAGGACAAGACUAAAUCUCCUUUUGCCAAGCUAAAGGACAAAAUGAAGGGUCGCAAGACUGAAGGGACAUUUUUGGAUACAUCCUCUGCUAUCAUUCCAAGUACUCAUAUGCCAGAAACUAGCACUGUAACUUCCCUCAGUGAAAUACAGUUAAAAUCAAAACCAAAAAAGCCUUUUCUUUUGGGACCUCAACGGCUAUCUUCAGCUCAUUCAAUGUCUGAUUUAAUUGGUCCUCAGGUGACUUUAGAAAAAAUUAAGUCAGGCACAGUUGGCAAUACAUACCUCUUCAGGCAUCAGCUGGAGUCUGUUGGUUCUGUGGAUGAGAGUGGAAAUCUAAAAUCUCCACACAGACGGACAUUAAGUGCAGAUACAAGUAAAGUGAAUCAGCUCAACAGUACAGUUGAUGAUAGUGACUCAGCCUUUGGAGCACAAAAUGAUCCUUUUACAAAUGUGAGUGCUACAUUGCCUCAAAAGUUUGCCACAUUGCCAAGGCAGAAGAAUCCAUUUGAAGAAAGCCCUGUAUCAUGGGACCAAAACAUAGGUCUGUUUUUGAAACCUACAGAAUUAAAAAAAGACAUUAAAAGAGAAAAAAAAGAAAAGGUUAGUCUCUUUGAAAGAGUGACUGGGAAAAAAGAUAGUAAGCGGUCAGAUAGACUUAGCAACGGAGGAUCAGACGGCCCCACUGAUUUGAAAUCACCCAGUUGUUUGGGAGAAAAUCAUCAGGACAGUUUUGAUUUUGAUUCAACUAAUCCGUUUAUGACAAACUUCAAGCCAACCAGUAUGCUGCCUUCUUAUAGUUUUAAUGUGAAUCCUGCAAAUGCUGAAGACAACCAGAAAGCAAUGGAAGGAAAUCCUUUUGAUGCAGCCUCAGGAUACCGUAAUCUUACAUAUGAAGAAAUCUUACAGGAAUUAGUGAAACACAAAGAACAACUUAAGAAGAAGGACACUCAUAUUCGUGAACUUGAAGACUAUAUUGACAAUCUUCUUGUACGAGUAAUGGAAGAAACACCCAGUAUUCUCCGAGUGCCAUAUGAACCUUCUCGAAGAGCUGGCAAAUUUGCAAAAAGCUAAAGUAAUGUCAAUAUUCCAUGUUGUUUCUUUCGUUAGAGCAACUAUUGCAGCGUUUCGACACAAUUUCUCUUUUUCUCUCUUUCCUUCUUGAAAAUUUUACUCCAGAUAUCAAUUGGUAUUACCAGAACUGCCAAUCUGUACAUGAACUGUAUAAAAGUAAAAUAUUAGUUCCAGUUGCUUUGAAACACUCCCUAUAACUUAAACAUUUACGUGCAAAUGUGUUCUGAUUUUUUUUAAAAAAAAAUAUUGUAGUUACUUUGUACACUAUAGAGCUACAGUCCCAUACUCUUACUUGAAUAUUUAUUUUGUACUUCAGUCAAUCUCUUUGAUGUUAUGGCAUGCUGUCAGAGUGGAUGCGCACAAGCAGGAUGUGUUUUGCAGUUAUGAACAUGAAGGAAAAUGGGAUAAUGUAGGAUUUUAUUGUUGAGAUUCCAUAACUAGGAAUCACCAAUAGAUACAUAUUAAGUGGAAGCAUCAUAUGAUAUUCUUACAUAAAGAUGUUGGCAGUAUUGGUUCUAGAAUGGAGUGUGUUUGAACAGUUACCUUUAUGCUCUUUAAGAAAUGCGGGUUUUUGAACUGGUAUCCAUUGUUACGGAUAUGAAAGUAUCUGGAUAUACUGUAUAGGGUUAUAGCAUACUACUUGCUUAAGCAUAGAAGUAUACUUUAAGUAAACAGAAGAAAAUGAUGAGUUAAUACCUCAUUUACCUAAAGUCUAUAUAAAUUAGGAGAUGAUGAGGCAGAAGGAGACAUAAUAUUCUGAAGAAUUAGCAUGUCAGGCAUAUACAUAUUUCCUUGGCUUUUGCCAGUUUGAGUCAGGAAAUGGAAAUGUGAAUGUGCUUUUACCUAUCUAGAUGAUUGAGUGUUGUUGUUUUUAAUUAAAUUAGGGAGCUGUUGAGGGUUUUCAAUCCUAUAUUCUGUGUCAAAUUCAAAUAUUGUCAUUCAUUUGAGAGUGGCAGAUAUAAUUGAUUAUGCAUGACUGUAAUGAGGUAAUAUUUGUGUAUAGUGUUGUGCAUCUAUUUCAAAGUGGCAAAAUGCAAUGGAAAACACUGCCAUAAAGAAAAUAUUGUUUACUAUAAGAGUGAUCAAAAUGUUGUUUUAAUUUGUUUUAUGUAAGACUAUAAGCAGGAUGUUUGGUGCAAAGUAGGUUUCAACAUGCUAGAUGGGGUGCUAAACAGGGCUUUUUACUUUAGAAUGGGCAGGUUCAGAUUUUCAUACAUUUGUCUCCUAUUUAAUGGCCAUUUUUUUCCAAGCUUGCACAUUGAAACUUUUCUGAAGAGUAAAACUGAACAGUUGGCUCCAGUCCCCAAUCGGCCUGGUACCUCAGCAACCAGACAAUGCAGUCCCAAACCCGGCCACUGGUGCAGUCCUAGGUGCAGUACAGACCAACUAAAAGGGCUGGAGGGGUGGAGUGUGGACAUGGCGGCCACCCGCCACAUGUCUCGACUCCACCCCCAAGCCACCGUCCUGCCGACCAGCCAGUGGGCAGCCAUUAUACACUGCAUGCCAAAAGGAGUGCCAAAAAGUGCCACUGCCAUGGCAAGGGUGGCUUUUUUCCAUUCCUAAAAGUAGCAGCAUUUUGCCCCUUUUGGGGAGGCAGAAAAACACCGGACUGGGGCCACAGCGUGUGGUUGCCGCAGUCGCAAUCCAGCGAGCAAAGGGGCAGCACAGAGCCGCUCCUUCAGAGCGUUCUCUUUUGCCCCUUAGGUGGGCCUCAAACAAGGAGCAGCCUUUUGCCUCUUCUUUUGUGGUUGGCUUUGGGCUGCCUUAGGUGACCCCCAGAGCAGUGUCUGUCCAAUCCAGAGUUGUGCGUUGUCUGCACGCUACACCCCAACACGGCCUGAAGCCAGUGCUUUCUGCCCAUCUGUUUUAGGCCAAUUUCCCCCUUUUCUUCCAGUUAUAAGGGUAUUAAAUAAUUUUUUUUAAUAUGCCAAGAACAUUGUUCUUAAUUAAAAUUCUUAUAAUUAUAAUACAAUAGGGCAGAACUGUUUUUAAACAAUAGUGGGGCAGGAAUGACCAUAUUCUUAAAAACCCUCAGCCAUAUUAUACAGGAUAAUAGGCCAUAUGUCGAGAUGCAUUUUGUUUCAUUGGGUUUCCAUCAAUUUUCUCUGUAGUUUGGUGGACCCUAUUACAUGAAUAAAUGUUAGUAAUUUAAGAACUGGUACUGUGUCUCAGAACACGAAGGACUGCCCCUCACACAGACACCCACACACACAUACUUCAAGUCGCCAUGCUUUCAUUGUAUUCCGUCAUAUCUGAGUGCCAAAUGAUAACAGUCUAAUCUAUUUGACUGAAUAGCUUACAGUCAACGCUAUUCCUUUUGUUUUAAGGUUAACUACUGCAUUUGAAGUAGAUGUUUACCUUCAUAGUUUAUACAAAAAUGUGUUUUUGAAAAGUAUUGCCUGUAUAAAACUUUCAGAUGUUUCAUAGUACCACAGUUAAUGACUUCCACACAUGAUAUUGGAAACUACUGGGCCAUUGAUGUUUAAUUUGAACUUCCAUUGUAUACGAGUUCAUCGUUCAUCUUCAACGAAUGUUCCUCAAGUACAACAGAAGAGCAUAAACCACAGAAUUCUAAGCUCAUAUUGUUAUGAACUUUUAAUAUCUACCACUUUUUGAAUUACGUCUUUUAGAAUCUUAAUGUGAAAGAUCAAAAUGCUUGGCUGUAAAACUUUUGACAUAUGCCACAGAGUUAAUAAGAACUUUAGCUGAGCAUUUUAUAAAGCACUUUCAUGUGCUUUCUGGUCCUAUGUUCUAUUUGAUCUGCAAGUGAAUUUAAGCACUCUUUCAUUUCCAGUAUUUAAAUGCAAAGAAGAAAAUAGGUAUGUCAGAAAAGGUAUCAUAACUAAAAUAGGCAUAAUGCAAUGUUUACAAAUAACAAAAAGCUUCAUAAUUUGGGUAUAAAAGUGAUUGCUCAAAAUAAAUUCUCUAUAUUCUCUGAUCAGUGUCUUAAAAUACUUCUUGACAUAGUAUAGUACAGAAUCACUGAUAGCAAGGUAGUUGUGUCUGUAGUUCCUUAGUGGUGAGAUGACAUUCCAGGAUUAGUAUAUCUUCAGAUUCUGUGAUUCUUUUGAAACCUUACACAAUAUUCAUUGUUUUCUCUCCAAGAAUAUUCUGUAAUUAGCCUGCUACAUUGUUUUGGCUAUGAAAAUUUAGGUGCUUCAGAGCCAUUCUCCCAAUCCAUGUAUUCCUCAUUUCUUAGGUGGACAUUAUGGGGAAUGUACAUACAUCACACAUUUUUGUCUAUCUUACUUGUUGGAAAAGUAGCAUGAAGGAUUUAUUGGCAGUCAUAGUUACUCUGUUUCGUUUGGAAAAAACACCAGCAAACAUGAAAAAAAUGGGUAAUACUUUGUAUAAAACAUGCAAAAUUCAUUUCUAGUAAAAGAUGUGUGGCCUCAGUCCUGUUGGCUAGUUCCAAAUAGAGUAGACCCGAAUCAUAUAUUGAAUGGUAAGUCAACAUUCAGGUAAAUGCCAUUGAUUCAGUGGGUCUAGAUUAUCAUAAGAAUGCUUAAUACUGUGUUCAUUUUUGCUGCUGAAUUUAAAAAGUAUUAUGUUGAAUUUGAUUAUCACUUAUGAAAUAAUGUAGCAUGAUCCAUAAAUUAUACUUAACUAUCCAUAGAUUUUACCUAACUUGUCUACUGUGGGUGAUUCUAAAUCAAGUAUUAGUUAUAUUAUCCCAGCUAUGAAAAUAUUUUCUUGUAUUUGUAGGUGUUAUCAAUAAGAUCAUAUGUUCAAUUAAGCAUUUUAAUGAUGAGUUGUAUUCCACCUCAAACUCUUAGCUUGAUUAGAUUCUUAGAAGAGUGAAUGCAUAUGUCUUAAAAUAUAUGUUUGGCUGUACUGAAAUUAAAUUUACAACUAUCUUUUAGAAAUGUAAUGUAAACAAAGGCUCUCUCUAUAGGCUGAACUCUUUUUCUCCCCCAAACAGUUGUAGAAGUAAAUGAAAAGGUACGUACAUUUUGAAGUAUGUUGAUCUGUUUCAAAUCUUUGCUCUCAAAGCAAAUGAAGAAGGAUCACAGCACUGCCAGAUCAAACGGUCUGUUGUAAGUUCUGCUACAAAAAUUAAAAUCUAAAUGUUCUAAGGACUGAACAUAAGGAAGUUGUGCAGUAGCAUGGGUUGCACUCCUAAAUUCCCUUUUAUACAUCCCCAAUGAUUCUAAAGUAAAUUUGCUGGCAGUAUUUAGUAUGCAACAGCUAUAGCACUUUAAUUCAUUGACUUUUUUGUAAGGUUUUCUGAUGAAUUUAUGUUUAGUGAGGUACCUGUGCCUGAAUUGUUAUUGGCCCUCAUUUAAUCUUUCAGAUUUUUGUCUGUAUAUACUAUAUAGAUGGUUCCAGAUCAUGUAUAUUUGUUAUGAUAAAAAUGCUAUGGAUUAUAGUGUUGUAUACUAUGUCUUGGACAAAAGAGGGUCCAUUUGUUUUUGUUCAAUGACUCAUUUGUACUUUUUUUAAAGAAAAAAAUUGAAAGUCACAACUUGUGACACUUGUCUGUGUAGAAUGAUUAAAUGCAUGAAUAAUCAGUUGUAGGCUUAAACACUUUUUAUUUGAUCAAAAAUUGUAAUCUUAAUUUUAGAUUUUCCCCCCAAUAAUUGUUGCAUGCCAAGCACAAAUAAAUUGCCACUGUGUAUUUCAA
This is a messenger RNA of Sceloporus undulatus (fence lizard), 7127 nucleotides long. It is a transcript of the gene RAB11FIP2, whose product is annotated as RAB11 family interacting protein 2. Lineage: Eukaryota; Metazoa; Chordata; Lepidosauria; Squamata; Phrynosomatidae. The record is from RefSeq and is a predicted model, not a curated record. Gene Ontology annotation, cellular component: phagocytic cup; endosome. Gene Ontology annotation, molecular function: small GTPase binding. Gene Ontology annotation, biological process: regulated exocytosis. The transcript has 5 exons. The coding region runs from base 968 to 2503 and encodes 511 amino acids.